Molecule: messenger RNA, 609 nt
Organism: Sordaria macrospora k-hell
Lineage: Eukaryota; Fungi; Ascomycota; Sordariomycetes; Sordariales; Sordariaceae
Source: RefSeq, a predicted model, not a curated record
AUGGACUCAACCAUUGCAAUUACCCAGCGCCUUAACAGGCUGGACAUUGCAGCCGACGCCCCCUCUCGGCCCGGAACUACAGACGGCCUCAAUGACGCGUCAGCUUCCAAUGGCUCUUCUCUGCCCACUACUACCACCGCCGGCAUCACCAGUCCCAACACCGCCAACGAUGUCGACAUGAACGACGAUCUAAUCACUGCGACCAGCAAUUUGUCACUCCAGGACAGGCCGCGCGACCCCCAGAGCCGCCGCCACCAUGCCGAGUGGCCUCGCGUCGACAACAGGAAUUGGCGCCGUACCAUCCCCAACGACGUCCAUCACAGGCAGGGGCAAGCAUCCCGCAGCCCCCGAGCCUCCCCCUCUCGCGCUCGCGAUCGCGCCUCCCGCCGGGUCCGUGAGGAGCCCAACAGACUUUUCAGACAACACGCCCAGAUCGAAAGCCGCCAGAGCAUUCGGUCCCGACAAAACGCCCACAACACUCAUGCGCAGUCAAGCAGCAGAGUGGCAACGGCAAGGGAGCAACAUCAUCGCAACCUGUUCAUCAGCGAGCUGAGGAUUCAGCGGCAGUUCAGGAUUGUGUCGGCUAUUGCUGCUAGUGCUAGCUACUGA